Aspergillus bombycis is the source of this 1665-nucleotide messenger RNA. RefSeq names its product Zn(II)2Cys6 transcription factor. The transcript is spliced from 2 exons. Lineage: Eukaryota; Fungi; Ascomycota; Eurotiomycetes; Eurotiales; Aspergillaceae. Bases 1 to 1665 code for a protein of 554 amino acids. Gene Ontology annotation, molecular function: DNA-binding transcription factor activity, RNA polymerase II-specific; zinc ion binding. Gene Ontology annotation, biological process: regulation of DNA-templated transcription. The record is from RefSeq and is a predicted model, not a curated record.
AUGUGUGCCUGCGACAAUCUCGAGAAGAGGAGAUUCAUGGACAAGACGCGACAACGGAACUUUGCCAGCAAGAGGUCGCGGACUGGAUGCCGGACCUGUCGGGCCCGCCACGUCAAGUGUGAUGAAGCCCCAGGGGCCUGUGGAAAUUGCACGUCGAGUGGUCGCUCCUGUGAUGGCUACGACCUGCAACGGCUGCCGCCGCCGGCGAGAUCCAGCAGAAAGAAGACGCCCUGGAGUCGGCUGCUCCCCGAGGUAGGCGGUGGUAUUCGCUGGAUCACGAAUACGGAUGAGCGCCGCUGCUUCUCCUACUUCCAGUACUACACCGUCCCGACACUUUCGGGAUUUUUCAAUUCAGUGUUGUGGGAAAAGCUCGUCCUGCAGAUGAGCUAUGCCGAACCCGCCGUGUACCAUGCGGCUGUGGCGCUCAGCGCCAUUCACCAGGAUGUCGAGAUGCACGGGAUGCCCUUGCCCGGACAGGAGCUGGAGCUCUACAACACCUGGCAUCGAUUCACCAUGGAACAGGCCGGGCGGUCGUUCGCCAUUCUCAAUGAACGCCAUUUCUCACAAGACCCGCGUCUGCGGGAGGUCAUGUUGCUAUGCUGUCUCUUGUUCGUGCUGAUGGAGCUACUACGCGGGCGAUAUGAUGAUGCCUUUCAGCACCUCGAGGGUGGCCUACGGAUAUUGAACGAGCUGAAGGCUCAGAGACAGCUCGUCUCUUGGGCCCCGCAUGAAUCACCGGUGGAAGAAGCUCUCGUCGCCGCAUUCGCACAGUUGGACAUUCAAGCCGCGAGCUUCAAGGUUGGAGGACCGAUCUUACGCAUCGAAGACGAGCUGGACGUUUCCGCCACCGAGGACUAUCUGUUAUUUUCUAAUGUCCGUGAAGCACGCCGUGCCAUCGAGCCCCUAUUAAGUCGUGCCUUCGGCUUCCUCAUGGACUGCUGGUCCAAGCCCGACAAAGAAAUAAUAUGCCACUAUAAAGGGCUACAGCAGGAACAACAAAAGCUAUUCUCCGAGUUGAACCACUUCUCAUCACAAUUCGACGCCUUCUAUAAUUACUCAUAUACGCGACUGGGUCGGAAAGACCAACGAGGAGCAGAUAUGAUCAACAUCCUCCGACAUACCACAUCCCUUUCAAUCCGAACGUCUCUCAUCCGAGACGAGGUCUUACUGAGUCAAUACCAGCCCGAGUACAAAGCCAACCUCGCUCUCGUAGAAGCGGUAAUGUACAAGUUCCGAGAGCGUCCCAACUACACCUUAGAUAUGGGUGUCGUUCCCCCGUUAUAUAUCAUUUCCAUUGGCUGUCCCGAUUACAGCCUGCGCUGGCGGGCGAUCGAGCUGCUUCGGUCUUGGCCGCAUCGCGAGGGGGUCUUUGACUCGAACUGGGCAGCGUUUAUUGCAGAAGAACAUAUCAAGACUGAGUUGCGGUUGCAAGGAUUUCAUGGGAUUGAUGGGCUAUCGGCUUCUGCGCGAGAUAGUGGGAGCCCGACGAGUUCGGUGGCGUCGAAGGAGGAUUCAAAAACCGAGGGAAAAUUGGAGAAGGGGCGAUGGUCCACUUUAGGACAGGAAGAAUAUUCAAUUGAACAGGGUCUGGAAAAAACGAAAUGUAUGGAGGAUUGGCCUUGCGUGCAGUCUCUUAUGGCUGCGAGGCGGAGAUGCACGUUAUGA